Molecule: messenger RNA, 547 nt
Organism: Phyllotreta striolata
Lineage: Eukaryota; Metazoa; Arthropoda; Insecta; Coleoptera; Chrysomelidae
Source: the annotation of a GenBank genome assembly
CAGUGUAAGCAAAAUGGGAGAAAAAGUACAACAGAAUUUGCAGGAAGUAGAUUUAUACAGGGAAACUCCUGUUAGAUAUUUAGGUUAUGCUAAUGAAAUCGGAGAAGCAUUUAGGUCAAUAAUCGGCAGGAGGUGGGUUAAUUUUACAUAUGGUAUUGCAACAUUAUAUGUCCUAGCGGACACUAGUGAUAAAGCUUUUAAAACUUACAAGGAUAAAAUCAACGAACAAAAUCAUUUGAGAAAAGUGGUUUAUACCACAACGGAUACGUUAGUGUGGCAAUUGCUAGCUUCAGUAGCCAUACCGGGAUUUACCAUUAACAGGGUGUGCGCCUUCUCUAAUUAUUUGCUCAAAAAAAGCGAAAAACUGCCGAAGAAUAACAGAAAAUGGAUCGUCACCGGCAUAGGUUUAUUUACCAUUCCGUUUAUUAUCAAGCCUAUAGAUAAAUUCGUAGAUCUAGCGAUGGAUGAGAGUUUUAGAAAAAUUCAACCCUAGUUCUAGCGCCUAUACUAAAAUAGUACAGCUGUGAUAGACGUUAGAAAUGUAGAA